Cylicocyclus nassatus is the source of this 608-nucleotide messenger RNA. Lineage: Eukaryota; Metazoa; Nematoda; Chromadorea; Rhabditida; Strongylidae. The record is from the annotation of a GenBank genome assembly.
UUUUUAGAAUCACAAUGUCUAAGAUGGGAUGCCCCCAAUCUGAUACCGAUCCAGACUCGGUGACGAUCCUUACCAAACGAGGACCGGUGAAUAAAACCCUGAAAUCCAAUUCUGCUCUCAAUGCUGCAAUUCGCAGUGGUACUGCUGUCGAUACACAGAAAAAGAUGAUGGCCGGUGGAAAUCGACAGCAUACUGCCAACAAAAAUACCCUUAGACUUGAUGAGGAGACGGAAGAAUUGCAUCAUGAACGAGUGAGUCUGUCACUAGGCAAAGCUAUGCAGCAGGCACGUCAGGCUAAGGAAUGGACUCAGAAGGACCUUUCCACUGCUAUUAAUGAAAAGCAACAUGUUGUCGUUGAAUAUGAAAAUGGAAAGGCUGUUCCCAAUCAACAGAUAUUGGCGAAGAUGGAACGUGCUUUGGGGGUGAAACUGCGUGGCAAGGACAUUGGACAGCCGCUAGGUAGUGGGAAGCCUCACAAACAUUGAUUCAUUUGAUGUACUAUUGUGAUGACGUCAUUAUUACAUUCUGACUCGUUUGUUCUGUUUUUAUCAAGGGAGUUAUGGAGUUGAUUACUGAUAUUGUUUGAUUCAUAAAUAUUACUUUUUACA